AGAGGCGGAUCUUACCCGCCCAGAACGGAAGUUCCCGAGCCUUCAAACCCGCGGGGAAGCAACUCGGCAACGGACCAAGAUGGCGGCGCCCACCGAGGGGCCGGCGUUUGCCUCAGGGGUUGAAAAGACUUGGGGUGCAGUCGUGCGUUCCCCAGAAGGGACCCCGCAGAAAGUCCGGCAGCUGAUAGAUGAGGGGAUUGCCCCGGAAGAGGGAGGCGCAGAAGCAAAAGACACAGCUGUCACAUUCAAGACAGUUAAUGGAUCACCUCAAGCAGAACACCCUCCAUUGGAAUCUACAAGCAAAGAAGCCUUCUUUAACAGAGUGGAAACAUUUUCUUCUUUGAAGUGGGCAGGGAAGCCCCCUGAGUUGUCUCCACUUGUCUGUGCAAAAUAUGGCUGGGUGACAGUUGAGUGUGACCUGCUCAAGUGCUCCAGCUGCCAAGCUUUUCUCUGUGCCAGUUUACAACCAGCUUUUGAUUUUGACAGAUAUAAGGAACGAUGUGCUGAGCUGAAAAACUCCUUGUGCACUGCUCAUGAGAAGUUCUGUUUUUGGCCGGACAGCCCCUCUCCAGAUCGAUUUGGGAGGUUGCCAUUGGAUGAGCCAUCUGUACUUGUUAGUGAGUUUCUAGAUCGUUUUCAAAGCCUUUGUCACUUGGACCUCCAGCUUCCUUCCUUGAGGCCAGAAGACUUGAAAACUAUGUGCUUGACAGAAGAUAAGAUCAGUCUUUUGCUACACCUGCUUGAAGAUGAACUUGAUCACCAAACUGAAGAGAGAAAAACUACAAGCAAACUAGGCUCAGACAUGCAAGUCCAUGUCACUGCCUGUAUUCUUUCUGUGUGUGGCUGGGCAUGUAGUUCUUCUUUGGAACCCAUGCAGCUCUCCCUAAUAGCAUGUUCACAGUGUAUGAGGAAGGUGGGGCUCUGGGGCUUCCAGCAGAUUGAAUCAUCCAUCACUGAGCUGGAUGCCUCCUUUGGCCUGACCAGCUCCCCCAUCGCAGGCACUGAGGGUCGGCCAGAGCGCUUCGCUCUGAUACCUGAAUCUCCUCGGAGGAUGAUGACCCGGAGCCAGGAUGCCACAUUUUCCCCAGGUUCAGAGCAGAUUGAAAAGAGCCCAGGUCCUAUUGUUUCCCGAACCCGGAGCUGGGAUUCUUCCAGUCCUGUUGACAGGCCUGAGCCAGAGGCAGCCAGUCCCACUACCAGAAGCCGCCCAGUGACCCGAAGCAUGGGAACUGGAGACAGCACCUGUGGCCUAGAAGUACCCUCAAGCCCUCUCCGGAAAGCCAAACGAGCUCGCCUUUGCUCGUCCAGCAGCUCGGACACAUCUUCCCGAAGCUUCUUUGAUCCCACCUCUCAGCAUAGAGACUGGUGCCCUUGGGUGAAUAUCACACUUGGCAAAGAAACCAGGGAUAAAGGUGGAAUGGAACUCAGUGCCAGCACCCCAGCAGAGCCAGGCUGGAAGGCAGUUCUGACCAUCCUGUUGGCCCACAAGCAGGCUAAGGAACCAGCUGAAACAGACUCCAUGAGUCUCUCUGAAAAGUCAAGGAAAGUGUUCCGAAUAUUCCGGCAAUGGGAAUCUUUAUCCUCAUCCUGAAGAUAUUGCAGCCCUUUCCUGCAGAGAAUUGAACUGAGAGUGACUUUUUGAAAAAUAAAGUCUGAAUUAUCUUUUGAUCAGCUGAUGCUAAGUUUUUAUCCAUCAUGGUUUAAUGACAGGAAGCCUCUGCCAUUGUAAAGACAAAGAAUGUCAGCCAUCUGCAUGAAAGAGAGGAGAUCCAUUUCCAUGUGGGAUGUGGACAAGGGAAGGUACAGCAAGACCCAUUUUGUGUAAAGACCACUGUGUGAUGAAACCAGAUGGAAGACCAAGGAUCAGAACAUCCAUUUCAGUAGCUUUAGUGUGUCACAGUGCUCCAAGGAUUCUUAUAUACCAGGAAUAUGAGAGUAUGUGUUAAUAAAAUAUUUGCUAAGAUACU
Castor canadensis (American beaver) is the source of this 1967-nucleotide messenger RNA. It is a transcript of the gene Zc3hc1, whose product is annotated as zinc finger C3HC-type containing 1. The record is from RefSeq and is a predicted model, not a curated record. Gene Ontology annotation, cellular component: nucleus. Gene Ontology annotation, molecular function: zinc ion binding. Lineage: Eukaryota; Metazoa; Chordata; Mammalia; Rodentia; Castoridae.